Lycium ferocissimum is the source of this 1547-nucleotide messenger RNA. Its product is annotated as VQ motif-containing protein 22-like. Bases 187 to 771 code for a protein of 194 amino acids. NCBI's taxonomy places the organism in Eukaryota, Viridiplantae, Streptophyta, Magnoliopsida, Solanales, Solanaceae. The record is from RefSeq and is a predicted model, not a curated record. The transcript has a single exon.
CUACGCCCCACAAUACAAGUCAUUUAGUUUGACUGGAUAAUCCUAUCUAUAAACUCAUGAUGAUUUUUCUAAUCUUUUACUCUCUUACUUAUUAUUGGUUUUUAAAACCAAAGUCUCUAAGUUCGAAGGCUAUAUAUUAGCUCACUUUAAUUCUUUCUUCAACUAAUUAAUACAUUCUGUAUAUCCAUGAGUGACAACAUGCCAAAUCCCACUGACUGGGUACAUAUCUAUCAACACACCCUCUCUAGAUCACCACCACCACCUCCUCCGCCGCCGUCAACCACCGUCUCCGGUGGCGGAACCACCACACCAACUACUUCCUUCUCUACUAGUCCAUCUCACGGCCCAUUGGGCCGUGGUUCUAGGCCCAUUAGGAGAAGGUCUCGAGCUUCGCGACGAAACCCAACAACAGUAUUCAACACGGAUACAAGAAAUUUUCGGGCCAUGGUUCAACAAUUCACUGGAAAUCAAACUGGGCCGUUUGAUCAAUCACAAGGGCCCAUUCAGUUUUUCGGGCCCAGGAAUAUUAAUCCUAGUUUAUACAAUAUACAGUUUCAGCAGCAAGUACAACAAAAUCAGCAGCAAGUACAACAAAAUUUGCCCUACACAAGUAUUCCUCCCCCUCAAGGUCAAAUUGGUGAAACUAAUUUUUUUCAUGGACUAGGGAAUACUAGUUCUUCUAGAUCUAAUAUGGAGGUUUUUGAGAAUUUGGCCAUGGAUGAUAGGAUCAAUAAUCCGUUGCCACGUCAGCAUCAACGGGGACGGGACUGAAAAUAACUUUACACACCAUCAAAGAGUGUAGUGGAAUGGAUCGAUAAAGAUUCAUCUGUCUUGAAACAGAGAUAGUUCGAGUUUGAGACUUUGGAAUAACGAAGAGAUAAUGGUCAAAUUAAAACACACUUGGACCAUCAUUUUUCGUGUGUUUCACACUCCAACAAUAAGUUGUUCUUUUUUACUAAAUGAACAAUUACCAUCUCACACACCUAGUUGAGUAGAUGGAGAUAGUCAGCUAGAAAACAAGAACCGCUGAUAGUUGGCUUAUUCAGCUUCGAGGUGUGUUUUAAUAAUAAAUUGUGAUAGUUCAAGUAAGAAAGGGAAACAAACAACUGAUAGUUGCAUGGGGUGUGAAACUUACAAGAAAGUGAUUGUUCGGAUGUGUUUUUGACCAUUAACCCAACAAAUUAGAAGCUUGUUCUGAUCAGGCGUAUGACGCGAAUUGAAAUUAGUCAAGCCAGUAGAUAGCAUUAUCUUGGUGUAACAGUUAAUUUGGGACCAUGCAUGAACUUUCUGAUAUAUACGAUAGGAGAGGUGAGCAUUACAUAUUCUUAGUUUUCACCAGGUAAGAAAAUCUGAUCUCUUGUAGAUAUAAUCCUCUCCAGAACAAGACGUAGGAUCUGCUCUUCCUAUUUUUAACCUUCUUUUCUUUUGAGUAGGAGUGUAAUUUUAAUUUUUUUUUGCUCUUUCUCUACAUGUAAUUCUUCGAUUUCUUUAUUGCGUUUUUGACACUAUAACUUUUAUGGUUUUCUUUAAUGGGUUCUCUUAUUGCU